CUCCAACACGUCACUUCCUGACACAUUGGUCAUCAACAUCUGGGAGGAGAUACGAGCUCUGUGUGCAGGAAUAAAGCCCCAGAUGAUGCGUUAGUGUGCCGUCCCCUCUCCCUCUCCCGAAGACUUCCACCCCUCCUCUUUCUCCUCCUCCACAUCCUGCCGAGACCCCAGUGAUGUGGCCCCCCGGCUGCGCUUUCCUGUCGCAGUACACACAUCAUCACCUGGUCGCCUUUCUCCUGACCUUCUUUAGCUAUGUCUUGCUGCAUGCUUCACGCAAAACUUUCAGUAAUGUGAAAGUGAGCAUCUCAGCACAGUGGACUCCUUCAGCGCAGAACACUAGCUUUUUACCUGGAGAGACAUGGGAAGGCAACAAACUGUUUGCAGACAGUGAAGAGGCCACACUGUUCCUGGGUGCCCUGGACACUAUCUUUCUCUUCUCUUAUGCUGUGGGCUUGUAUAUCAGUGGGGUAAUCGGAGACCGGCUGAAUCUCCGUUAUGUCCUGGCCACUGGGCUGUGUGGUUCCGCUAUUGUGGAGUUUAUUUUUGGAACUCUGACAGAGUGGCUGCAGUUCUAUAAUGUGUAUUUCUACUGCAGCCUCUGGGUGCUGAAUGGCCUGCUACAGUCAGCAGUAUGGCCUUGUGUGGUGGCUGUCAUGGGCAACUGGUUUGGUAAAUCUGGCCGAGGUUUUGUGUUUGGCUUGUGGAGUGCCUGUGCGUCAGUGGGGAAUAUACUGGGAGCGUUCCUGGCAUCCAGUGUCCUCAAGCAUGGCUAUGAGUAUGCUUUCCUGGUGACAUCAGUGGUGCAGUUUGCGGGUGGAGUAGUUGUGUUUUUCGGCCUGCUCACCUCCCCAAAGGAAGUUGGUCUUAGUGACUCUGCAACAAGUCUGAUUUCAGUGGAAAGGGAUCCAGACAGCCAUCAGCCACUCAUGAGUGAUGAUGAGGAGGGUGAUGAAGAUGCAGUUUGUGAUGGAGGAUACUAUUCCAUACAGCAGCAGGAUGAAGAACCUGUGUCCCAAGCCAAACCCAUCGGUUUCUGCCAGGCCUUCUGUCUGCCUGGAGUCCUUCCUUACUCUUUGGCCUAUGCUUGUCUGAAGCUGGUGAACUACUCCUUCUUCUUCUGGCUGCCGUUCUAUUUGAGCAACAACUUUGGCUGGAAGGAGGCUCAGGCUGACCGUCUGUCUGUAUGGUACGAUGUAGGAGGAAUUAUAGGGGGAACAGUGCAGGGCCUGAUCUCUGAUUUUCUUGGUAAAAGAGCUCCUGUGCUUUCUGUCAGUUUGCUCCUGGCUAUGGGAUCUUUAGUUGGAUAUAGCCAUUCUCCAAAUGAUCAAGUGAUAAAUGGAGUGCUUUUAGCAACAACUGGUUUUCUUAUUGGUGGCCCCUCUAACAUGAUAAGCUCAGCAAUCUCAGCAGACCUGGGCAGACAAGAAGCUCUACAGGGCAGCCAGGAAGCUUUGGCCACUGUUACGGGCAUAGUGGAUGGAACUGGCAGCAUCGGGGCUGCAGGUGGACAGUACCUGGUGUCACUCAUCGAGAGCAAACUAGGAUGGAUGUGGGUCUUUUACUUCUUCAUUCUUAUGACGGGGUUCAGCAUUGUGUUCAUCAUUCCUCUUAUUAUAAGUGAAGUGCGUGCCAUGUGCAGAGACAGACAGGCGAGGACACACCAGCUCUGAGAGCUUAUUUAUGUUUUGGACUCUUGUUUUAUUGAGGUUAGUAUGAGAGAGAUUGGCUGUGUCUCAGUCUGAACACACAGAACACUCAGUUUUAUCCCGCUCUCUGGCUGCUUUUUAAAGAUUUUGUGACAGUUGGUCUAAAUAGUUAGUGCUUGACUCCAGGGGUGAAUUAAUUUAUGCCAUAUUAGUAACAAUGACUGGAGAGAGGUAAGUGUCAUCCGUGUCUUAACAGGCCAGGAGUGACUGUCAGUUUAACUAGCCUGUUAAGCAUGUUUUCUUUUUUUUUUCAUAUUCUCGCUUGAAACAAGCUCAGUGUAUUUCAGUGUAUGUUUAAAGCAACACUGAUGUAUAACAAUGGAAGACUUUAAGUGGUUAUAUCAAAAGUUAAUUAAGAGAUCAUUGCUGUCUGUCAAACCUUGCAUCUCCAAAAUUGCAACUUUUAAAAAAUAUAUUUUCAAUGGAUGCACUAUUGGUGCAUUCAACACAACAUUUAAACAAAGUGUAAAGAACAACUGCCAUAUUCAUAGUGCUGAAGCCCUUUAACAGUGGUUCAGAGCUUUCAGAGCACAGAGCAAGACUUCAAGUUAGUUAUCUAUUUGGGUAGCAGAACAUCUUAUUUUCUUUUACUCAGAUAAUAAGGCAGUAAAAACUGUGCAAAUCCAACUCAUGUCAUCAGACGGGUGGCUUCUGUUCUGUCAUCCCGUGGGUUCUAGCAGUAACUUAAAAAACAUUAGUGGUUUGCAGUUUCCAUUAAGAAAGAGAAGACCAGCUUUUUUAUUUGGCUCUUAUAUCUUGAAAAAACCCUUAAUGAGCAAUUUAAAGCCUUUACACAAUUCAGUGCCUUUAUUUUAGGCCCAGAUUUUAAUUCUGAGUUUAGCAUUUUGACAUUUGUAGGUUUUGAGGCCUAUUCACAACAAAUCAGAAACUGACGGACUGUGAUCAGUGUUGGCAGUUUUAUUAUAAUGAAAAGUACCUAAAUCCAGUUUGAAAAGUCGCAAAAUGUUUCUAAAUAAUACCAUGCAGUGUGAAAAAAAUAUUUUGUAUUUACAUGCUGCCUAGUGUUAUAUGGUAGCAGGCUUUUACAGUGAUGAACAACUAUUUCAUAUUUAUCAAAAAAAAUCAGCAGUAUGCAAUAAAUUAAGGAAUGCACUGAAAUUCAGCGAAUCACAAAAUGGAAUUGAACGUGCAAAUACUUCAGUAUAAUAUAUUGUGGAGGUAAUGUGGAGGUAUAAUAUAACAAGUGGAGGUACUGAGUUUUAUGCAUUUAGUAAUUUAUUAGACACAAGUACCACAAUGAUUUUAUGUUAAUUAAAUUAUUUUCAGAUCAAAAACUCUGAAUGAAAAUUAACUCAACAGAAGGAGUAGCGAACAACAGAUUAAUGAUUCGUCUUUGGCAGCACUACUUGCUGUUAAAUUCGUCUUACAAAUAAAACGAACUUGGUGUGAAUAGGCCUUUAUUCCCCAAAAAAAGAGAGGAACCAGCCAGCAGUUCCUUCAGCAUUUCUUUCAGUCCAUUAAUUAGUGUAAGCAAAUCUAAGCAACAUUUUUCCAGCUGCACGUACUUGUAAAAUAGAGUGGGAAAAUGUGUUAACCAAUGGAACUGUAUAGUAUCUAUUCUUUUAAAUUGUGUUAUUUAUUAAUCUUUUUUUUUUUUAUUACUGAAGAUUUUUAUUGAUUUUACUGGCUGCUUUGAAGGGGCAGAACCUUCGUGCUGCAGUUGUGGUUUGUAUGUUGUGAUGAAAGGAACCAAAUCACUCAGCCAUUCCACAUAUUUGGGUUAAUAGAAGCUAGAAACUGGAAUUUUUAAGUGGUGCUUUUGGGGACUGUUUAAAUGAGAUUUUAGUUUAGUAGUGUUAGUUUAGUUUUUUAAAGCAUUGUGGUGUAUAUACUCUAUAGUAGUAUAUAGUAUAUAUACACUAGAACACAUUUUGUGAAUGAUUUUUUGGACUGCCUUAAAUUGAGUGGAUUUAUUGAACAACAGCAUCAACAAAAUGAUGGUCUGUAUUGAGUACUAAUGUAAUAUAUAUACGUUAUACAGAACAAUUUCAAGGCAUCUCUAUUACUGUACAGCACCAGGGUUUUUAAUGAGUGAAAUGUACAGCAAUAAAUAUAUAUAUAUAUAUAUACUGUACUGUGUAAAAGUUACAGACUACCUUUUAUUUAUUUAAUUUUCAGUCGAAAGUUACAGUUUGCCAUAUCGCUAUAUGUGUAACAGAUCACUGCCACAUCCUGAACACAUUCAGUGAUAGAGUUCUGUACUCUGGGGUAGUCAUUUAUUUGUCCACCACUUGUGAUAACAAACAUGUAUAACCCCCCCCCUCCUUAAUUUUCUCUUUUCCUGUGUGCUGCGCUCUUAUUGGCUGUAGCUCCUCGCUGCACAAAUAUAAACAUGCUUGUUAUUUGCAGACAUCCCUGCAAAAAUUAAUUUCAGGAAGGUGCCCCCGGACCUGGACUUAGUACUAUUUAGUACUAAUACAAACUGUACAGCUGGCAAGACUUUCAUUGUUUUUUACUUUUACCAGACAUGGAUAUACUUUAGAGUAGUUAGAGAUGAAAUGAGUUUCGAUGGGAGCCGUGAUGCUCCUGAACACAUCCCAUCCAGGAGGGAAAAAACACUGCCUGCCCACACUAAAAAGUGAUUGGCUGACUCACAGACUCUUUGCAGAGAACAGGCCAAUCAGAACCCUCUCUGUUUUGCAUGGGCUGCAUCUUUCUUUCCUUCUCUUUUGCAAAAAUGAUUGGGGAAAAAGUCUGUGUCGCCUGCGUGCGCAUGCUAGAUUCCAGGAGUUUUUUUUCUGAUCUGCAGGCAUCAGGGAGCCGUUAUUGAUAUGCGGUAGUCUCCUGCGUCUUCCGUGAGAUUUGGGACAUCUGUAUUUGUCAGGGGCUUGCAAGGCAGUCAGAUUACACAUAGCUUUAGUGCCAAACAAACAGCAGUUGCCUCUGAUCCGAGACUUUUGUCAGUGAUUUACAAAAACAAUUGGUGAAUAUUAAGGUAGAGUGAGGUAGAUGUCCACAUUGAACCUCACACCAAACUACCUCUUAUCCUGGGAACAAUGAGUGCAGCCAAGCCAAUUUCUAAAUAUCCUUUGAAGAGCUUAAAUUAAUUCAUUUUAUUUUACAUGUAUCAAUAUCAAUAUACCCAACAGUCUAUGUCAUCCACCUCAUUUGUAAACAGGGUCUAAAUCUACACAGAAUCAUCUACUGAAAUAAAUAGUAUUAAAUAGUUUUUUUUAGACUGGGAAAGUAAAUACACAAAGGGUGAUCUCUGACUUUUGCACUGUACUAUAUAAAUAAUCACUCUAUACUCUAAAAUAGUGUAUAUAUGUAUACUAAGUAUGAUGAUCUCUUAACACUUUAUUACUUGUGAAAAGAUGUUCUGGUGAAUCACACCUCGAUGGACAACCUCGCUUUUAAAUUUGCUCGCUUGUCUCAGGAUCUGGAACUGUAAAGACCUUGGAAAGCUGAACGUUGUUAAAAUGAGUUAAAACGAGACUCUUCAGCUUUUAGAAAAACUGGUACGAACUGCACACAGCCUUUUUUUUGCAGCGCAUGCCUUUAAAUUAGUUUGUACUCUUCAGUGAAACUAAAGGAAAACACUAUGUCACUCAUAAAAACGUGCUAUAAUGGGAAAGAGAUCACAGGUUUAUUUUGGUAUGAUGCCAUAGAUCUAAUGGAAACUUGAUGAACUUGAUCACAUGUAUAAUGUUGAAAUCAAGCUCAGGUCUUUCUUUAGUGAAUGCUCUGACGAAGCAGCAGGUUUGCUGCUGAGCCACGGUUAGAUAUACUUGAUUUUAAAAGAAUGUUCUCUCCCAUUCUCUGUGGUAAUGUUUUUUUUUAUUGUUUUUUUAAAUGUGAAAGUCCUUAUUUUAUGUGAAUGUUUCACACAUGCACUUUAGUAAGAAUGGCUUAAACUUUUAUUUUGUUAUUAUGUUGUUGUAUUUUAUUUGCAAAGAUAUGUGAUUUUUAAGUGAUUUUCUACUUAUUAAAUUGGAUUUAUCUGGUA
Messenger RNA from Astyanax mexicanus (Mexican tetra), 5673 nucleotides. RefSeq names its product solute carrier family 37 member 3 (gene slc37a3). The record is from RefSeq and is a predicted model, not a curated record. Gene Ontology annotation, molecular function: transmembrane transporter activity. NCBI's taxonomy places the organism in Eukaryota, Metazoa, Chordata, Actinopteri, Characiformes, Acestrorhamphidae. Gene Ontology annotation, cellular component: endoplasmic reticulum membrane. Bases 174 to 1670 code for a protein of 498 amino acids. The transcript is spliced from 15 exons. Gene Ontology annotation, biological process: transmembrane transport.